Molecule: messenger RNA, 2437 nt
Organism: Apis mellifera (honey bee)
Lineage: Eukaryota; Metazoa; Arthropoda; Insecta; Hymenoptera; Apidae
Exons: 4
Coding region: 393-1613 (406 amino acids)
Source: RefSeq, a predicted model, not a curated record
UAAAAAUAAUUAUUCACGAGAGAAAUCGUAACAAUUAUCUAAAAUAACUUUACUCCACUAACUUUUAACAAAAUUAACUUCUUCAACCGAUUAACAAAACAAUCUUUCUACGACAAAAUAACUCUGUCCAAUAUUCAAAUUCCAUUUCCGUUUCUCGUUGUUUCGAACAAUAAAACGCAACAAUCAAAAUCUUGCUCCUCCUCCAACACCUGAUGGAACUAAAUUGUCCAAUUCGUCUCCCGAACAAUUGUAGUAAAGCUUCACGAUUAACGAGACCUCACGAUUUCGCCUUCACGCUUUUUAGAGAAACUCGCGUUAAUGACGGCCCCUCGCCGAGUUAAAGAACGGCGAUACGCCAAAGAUCCCGUUUAGUCGAGCAACCGAGCAACGCCAUGAAUCGUCGAACGUGCAGCAAACUCUUAUUCCUCUUAUUCUCCCUGUUUCCGAACCCCAGCUUCCCGACUCUCGAAACGCGAAACGCAACUCGAAACAACGAGGAACCUCCUGUUCAAGAAUCUCUCGACAAAUCCUCCUCCUCCUCCUCCUCGAUCGAGAUCGAAGACCACCGAUUCCCUUUGCAAUCGAAUUCCACCACCAUGGAAACGUAUCGAGAAAAGCUGACAUUGUCCGUGAACGAGGAGAACGUGACCAGGGAAGAAUUUCGACCGAGCUUUCAUCUGGGCGAGAUUAAAGAGUCCAGGAUCGGCAACCCGUUCGAUGCACCGAGCCAUUUCAACCUCGACGAGGCGACGAGGGACGAAUCGUACGACUCGAAACGCUUGCAGCUCGUUCGAGAUCCUCUCCGUCAGAAUUUAUACCUGGGAGAGGAGGGGAGGAACGAUGGAGCACGGUUCCAUCAACGGCUCCACCCGAACAGGGAGGAAGACGGGGGCACGCGAGGAUCAUUCGAGGAUCAACAGGUUCUCGAUCAGGGGGGGGCGAGUUACGUUUGGGGUAAACCGUCCAAGUUUCAGGGCGACUCGUUGAAAGGAGAGAUUACCGAGUCGACAUUGUCGAACGCGCCGUUCUCCUAUUCGGCGGUGUUUCACGAUCGUCCAAGUGAAGAGGGGAACGAUUUUCAGAAGCCGGGCGAUGGGUUGGUUUACGUGCAAGAAUCCUCGUUCACCAGGACCAGAACGUUUCCUUACACCGUUCAUCAGCCGCACGUAGGAUACCAACAGAUCGAUCUCGUCAACGAUUUGCGUCCGUAUCCCGUUAAGAAAAGGGAGUCACCCUGGACGAAGAUUUUGCACUUGAUCGGGACGAUUCUGCCCCUUGGCCUGCUCAUAGCUGCCCUCACACCGAACGUGGUCAAGGUUGACAACGCUACCCAGCCGAAUAUCGUCCUGUCGAAAUGGAGGGUCGCUGACCUACCGGUCGAGCAUAAGCAGGCGCGAUCCGUGGAUACGCGGGCCGAGGAUUGCGAGGAGAGAUCCGUUUGCCGAGUGAUCCUUGCCGGCGGUGAUGCCGGAUCUACCGUGUUGCAGAAUAUCUUGUGGAAUUUGGCAACGAGAACGUCGAUCGCAACGGCGAAGAAGAGCGGUCUUCACGAAGUUUUCAAGGCGGUGAAGAAGAGGAAUUGCGCCAGCGUUCCCUGCCAAUCUCCCCUCUGAUCUUGAAUCAAGAAAAAAAGAAAAAAAAACAUGGCGGCAGACAACGGCAACAGCGUUAAAUACACGGAUGCGAGCAAUUUUCCCCGGUGAAAAAUUGAAGCCAACUGCUACACUACCAACGUUCAACUUUCUCUAAACGAUAGGAUAAUAAUAAAAAAAAAAAAAGAAAAAGAAAAAGAAAAAAAAAGGGCGAGGAAAUAGAAGCGUAGAAACUCCGAGCGUAAAAGUAGCUAUCAACUUUUUAUUUAUUCAUUCAUACCUUUUUUUUUUUUUUUCCACAAUUGCGAACGAGUUUGUAUCCAUUCUAUCGAAUUCUAUCGAAAGUCUGUGCGAGACUCUUGUUGUUGUUGGAAAGUGAGGAAAGAUCGAGCGAACAAGGGAGCAGCUUUGACCGAUUAUCGAUGAAACGAUUAUCCUCUGGCAUCUCUGUUUCGCCUCGUGCUCGCCUCUGCCCGACACACAAGCGAAAGUAGUCACACUUGCGUGCAACUAGGUCGACGCGAUAUAUACAUAUAUAUAUAUACACGUGUUCUACGUUCGGGAAUUUUAUGUCUCUUUACGGGAUAUAAACAAAGGGAUUUAUCGACCAAGCUUUCAACGAGAUCAAAAUCGAAAAAUUAUCCGUCUCUUUGGAAAGAGAUCUUUGUUCUCCAUUUUCCUCAAUCUCCCGAUAAGAGAUGUUUAUUUUCCAAACAGAUUAAAUACAGACACAGGUUUUAACGGAUCGAGGACGAGUUUUUUCGCGAAAGCUAUACGCGAAAAGUAGUUGACUUUCCAUCAUCGGUGGCGUUAUUAAAAAGAGAGAAAAAUCUUGGAUACUUCGA